AUGAUGAGAGUCCUCCUUGCUUUCCUCAGCACAACGCUGCAGUUCGUUGGGGCUACCCGUCACCAGGCAGGUCACAUCCAGGCGGAGGCGGUCUCCUACGUCGACGGCGUGGUGCCUUUUCCAGGUGACAUGAUCUCCGGCGUCGCCGACUGGAAAUGUGCCCGCGGCGGCGGUAUUUAUGACGAGGAAUCCGGCCAAUGCUUCGUUCCAGGGGCUGCGUUAACUCGUGUGGUUUCGUGCGACUAUCAGUCGGCGUGCCGUGGUGGCAAAUACUUCGACGACAAAGGGUUUUGCUACUUCCCGGACAAGUACACCAAGAUCACUCCGGCCAGAUAUCAGUCUGAUUGCAUUGGUGGAAUCCACACGGGAUGCGGUGGUGGCAAGUGCUUGAAGAAGUGA
This is a messenger RNA of Symbiodinium natans, 399 nucleotides long. The record is from the annotation of a GenBank genome assembly. Lineage: Eukaryota; Dinophyceae; Suessiales; Symbiodiniaceae.